AUGUCGACGACAGAUCGGGCAUUCCGGCUGCCACCGCCACCUCCGCCACCCCCCAACCCAUGGUCAGGUCGGAAGAAGAUUCCUAUCACGCCAUUAAUAACUUGGUCCGUCUGGCCACACCGUCUCCUCCAUGUCAAGACCAUGACCUCGCACGUGAGACAGGGCCACAACACUUACAACGGCCUCAAUGCACCGCCGUAUAACGUCCUGAGUUAUACAUGGGGUAGGUUUAUGGACAGGACUUUACAAGAAACUCCGUUGUUGGUACAUGGGAUCGACUGGCUAGUCCCUGCGAUUCAGAAGACCCAUUUUAGCGCUGACGCCUUCCGGGAUGCAAUACGUCGUGCUGCCAAUGGCUACCAACAUACCUGCGAAUGGAUAUGGGUCGAUAUUGCAUGCAUUCCUCAAGAGCAUGAUAAAGAGACACCAGAGGCAACUCAGAUUCGGGACCAAGAAAUUUCCCGGCAGGUAGAAAUAUUUCACCGCGCUCAGGAAGCCUUCGCAUGGCUAUCUUCUUUUGAAAAGCUCGAUCUUAUUCAAGGUCGUGGCAAGCUAAUAUCCAUCGACGAUUUCAUCCUAAAAUCGAUUGUAGAACCAAUGACUACCAUGCUCAAGCACCAAUGGUUCAACUCACUCUGGACUCUUCAAGAGAUGGUGCUGCGACCAGACGCUUUCAUUCUCUUUGACGAUGGUCUAUUGGAAGUCGGGGAUGCUUAUGAUCAAACCUUAAGGCCAUGGAACUUUAGUACCUUGAAGUUUGAUGUCUUUUCCUUGCGUUCAAUUUUAAGGACUCGGGACUUGAGAAGAAUUCUUGAACAUGUCGAAGACGGAAUAUCUUCCCAUGGGAACACUAGUUCUAGUAGCCUGAGCCAGGAUAAGAGUCGCUCUGCUGGAAUAUUACAAAGGCUAGAACAAUUGGGGAAUCUUCAGAAACUCAAAGGGCUGGACGCGCUGAGCAUCGAAUUUCCACAUACUGCUUAUUCCUUAGCCCAACACCGCCAGACGUCGAAGCCCGAAGACCGCAUUCAUGGCAUUGUUCAGACAUAUGGAAUUAGCUGUGGACCGUUACCACCAGGAGGGGACCCAAUUUCUCGGCUGCACGCACUCGAGGACGAGUUUGGCGAAAAGCUGGUUGCUAAAUCACCUGUACUCUCUCAACUAUUCAUACAUAGCGGAGUAGAUACUCCUCGUAGGAGUUGGCUCAUCACGCAGAAGUGCAAAGUUGAUGAUCAUUUCUGGGUUCCGUUUGCUUCGGGCAACCAUCAAGUUAAUACCCUCUAUCGCUCCCUCGAGGUUGUUAAAACGCCUAGCUACGGGGAACCGCAAGGUUACUAUCUACAAUUCGUAGGAAAGGCCUGGUGUCUCGACACAUUCGUGGAAUCAUCGAACUCUACGAGAUCGAGGACAUUUGUUCCGUGCAGUCCGGGAGAUCCUGAACACUAUCGAGGUCUGAUGCUCGACCAUUACAUUUCGAAAUCUGCUCUAAUGGAAAUCAUUGAUUAUUUUCCUGAUCGGCAAAGCAUGCUAAAUUCCGUGCGAAGUUUAUAUCAGUAUUAUCAGACCGUGAGUGGUUGGGUGGAGCGAAAUAGUAUCCGGAGACAUAACGUCUCGGCUCUAAUCAAGAUUGCGUUACUGGCAUCUGCGUCGCCUCACAAUUUGCCAGUGGUUGACUAUGUCGGGAUCGUUCUCGCUCCCUCUCUAACAACUGAACAGUUUAAAUACCAUGAUAUAACUGGUCAUAUAAACAUAUCUGCUUCAAACACGACGACAUGGAGACGUAUUGGACUUAUAAGGUGGACUGAGAUAUAUCAAGACGACGAGCCGGUUUUUCAUUGCGAACUACCCCCGAAUCACGAAUUUGAAGGGCUAAUAGCAUAA
Messenger RNA from Daldinia loculata, 1878 nucleotides. RefSeq lists its product as uncharacterized. Lineage: Eukaryota; Fungi; Ascomycota; Sordariomycetes; Xylariales; Hypoxylaceae. The record is from RefSeq and is a predicted model, not a curated record. The transcript has 2 exons. Bases 1 to 1878 code for a protein of 625 amino acids.